Molecule: messenger RNA, 1615 nt
Organism: Panicum virgatum (switchgrass)
Lineage: Eukaryota; Viridiplantae; Streptophyta; Magnoliopsida; Poales; Poaceae
Product: polynucleotide 5'-hydroxyl-kinase NOL9-like
Exons: 9
Coding region: 131-1291 (386 amino acids)
Biological process (GO): cleavage in ITS2 between 5.8S rRNA and LSU-rRNA of tricistronic rRNA transcript (SSU-rRNA, 5.8S rRNA, LSU-rRNA)
Cellular component (GO): nucleus
Molecular function (GO): polynucleotide 5'-hydroxyl-kinase activity
Source: RefSeq, a predicted model, not a curated record
CUCGUACAGUCCCACCCCCGCCGUACAGCAGAGCCGAAACAACGGCACCACCUCGUCGCAACCCGCAUGACCCUCGGCUUUUUAAGCACUCCUCGAGAGUCCCCGGCGAAGAGGCCAGAGGGCGAGAUCGAUGGAUACGGGAGGCCGCUGCUGCGGCGGCGGCGGCGCCGCUGCCGGACUUGAAGAGGAAGCGGCGCAGAGGGAGCGGGAAUGGGAGGAGGCCGCGCAGGCGGUGGCGUACGAUUCCUGCACCUGGCCGCCGCCCAUCGUCGCGGUGUGCGGCCCGGGUAAAAGCGGCAAGUCCGCCUUCUCCCGCCUCCUGCUCAACACCCUCAUCGUAAGGUACAGAAAUGCUGGAUACCUGGAUAUUGAUGUUGGUCAGCCUGAAUUCACUCCAGGGUUUGUGUCACUUCAUGUACUUGAGGAACAGACUAAAGAUUUGACAAUUCUGUAUCUGCGCAAUCCAAAGAGGUGCUUCUUUUUGGGCUAUGUCUGUGCAAAAAGAAACCCGAAACUUCUCUUGACCUACAUAUUUGACCUUUAUGACUAUUUCCUGAAAGAGUUUUAUCGCUUUCAUGAGGUUGAUAAUCCCAUGAAAUCAGCUAUACCACUUGUUAUCAAUACUUCAGGAUGGAUAAAAGGUCCUGGGCUUCAUGUGCUACCGGAGAUGUUGAAAUAUGUGUCUCCAACUCAUGUUAUUCGGGUAUCUACCACGGUAGAGCGUAAAAAUUUACCAUGUGGAACGUUUUGGAUGAAUGAAUUUGAUGAAUCUCCACCAGUUAAUUUAUUUGAAAUUCAUGCAGCGCAUAAUUCUCCUCGCCAUUUGUUGGUAAAGAAAGAGGCAAGGAUUAUUCGUGAACUCAGGCUGAUCGCUUACUUCAGGCAGUGCUUACCAAGAGACUUCAAUGUCUUCUGUUUGAAUGAUUUAAUUCAAGGCUUUGCCUCUAUACAUCCGUUUCAACUUCGUCUGUCUAAAAUACAUGUUAUUGAUCUACACUGCCAGGUUUCUAGUACUGAUGCGCAUCGCUUCUUGAAUGGUACAAUUGUUGGUCUUUCAACCAGUGCAUCUCCUCCUUUAUCAAUUGAAAGUUCCACUCCUUGCUGCAUUGGACUGGGGUUUAUUAAAGAUGUAGAAAUUUCAGAAGACUGCAUUCAUUUUAUCACACCAGUUUCUCACAAGCUCGUGGAAAAGGUCGACAUCAUUUUUCAAAGCUGUAUUGCAGUUCCUAGUUGCCUCUUGCAGGUGUCUGGUAUUUUAAGCGACGUAACAGAGAGGCUGCUGAAGAUCUAGAUCUUUGGAUAUGCUUACAAAUAUAAUCAUUAGUUGUGGCAACGAACAAUCAAAAUAGAGAUGCCAGAAACUAGUACACCUGGCUUUACCUAUAUGGAAUAUGAGUUGCAUCAUGUAUUAGCUGGAUUCACCUGAAGAGUAAAGAGAUUUGAUGUUACAAUCAUACAGCACAAAAUGGUAUUUAAAAGUAUCCGCUUUUGCUGGUUAAUUAUGUUGAACCCUUUGUUGUACUGGUAUUCUGUCAUCAAAUGUAACAUGUUGAACAUCUUGGAUGGGAUUUCCUUCAUUCUUUCUGCAAGUUCUUCCUCUGAUGAGCUUAAGAUU